CUUUUUAUUUAUAGAAAGCGGUCUAAAGGUCCGGCUGAUUUCAAACUUGAAAAUUAAUCUCUCUCUGCGCUCUCUGUCUCUCUCUCAGUCGCCACUCCUCUCCGACGCCCUUCCAAACGAUCUACAGGCUUGGGUAGACUAGGGUUUAUAAAAACUUGUACCCGGCUGCUGAUAAAUAAUCUCUGUAUCCCUCAUAAACCCUAAAACAGGACAAUGGAGUGGAACCAACAAACGCUUGAGUUUCUCUCUAAAGCAUUCCUUGACACACUCUCUCCACUCCCUGAACCCAGGCGCCGUGCUGAAUCUAGCCUCUCCGAUGCUUCCGAUUCCCCCAACUAUGGCCUCGCCGUCCUCCGUUUAGUCGCCGAACCCUCCGUUGAUGACCCCAUCCGUCAGGCUGCUGCCGUCAACUUCAAAAAUCAUCUCAAAUCUCGUUGGACUAAUUCUAUACCUGAUCCUGAAAAGGAACAAAUUAAAUCUAUUAUUGUUCCUGUCAUGUUAUCAUCCACUCCUCGCAUCCAAUCCCAGCUAAGCGAGGCUCUUUCUGUCAUUGGCAAACACGAUUUUCCCAAGUCCUGGCCUGCUCUACUUCCUGAUCUUCGCCUCAGUCUACAAAAUGCCAGCAGCACCUCUGAUUAUGUCUCUGUUAAUGGGGUUUUAGCCACUGUCAACUCUUUGUUCAAGAAGUUUAGGUAUGAGUAUAAGAGCAACGACCUCUUACUUGAUUUGAAAUAUUGUCUUGAUAAUUUUGCUGAGACACUCUGGCAGAUUUUCGAAAGAACUUCCGGUUUGAUCAGUUCCGUGCUUGCUUCUGGUGGACAGCCAGCAACCCUCAAGCCACUUAUUGAGUCUCAGAGGUUAUGUUGCAGAAUUUUCUAUUCUCUCAAUUUUCAAGAUUUGCCUGAGUUUUUUGAGGAUACCAUGGAUAAAUGGAUGCAUGAAUUUAAAAACUAUCUGAUGGUCAAGUAUCCAACCCUUGAAGAUGCCAGUACUGAUGGAGUUGAGAUUGUUGAUGGCUUGCGAGCAGCCAUCUGUGAUAAUAUAAGCCAUUACAUGGAGAAGGAGGAGGACUUGUUCAAAAAGUACUUGAGCGGAUUUGUAGAUGCUGUUUGGAGUCUUCUUGUGGUUGCAUCUGCAUCUUCUAGUCGGGAUCGGCUCACUGUCACAGCCAUCAAGUUUUUAACUACUGUGAGCACAAGUGUUCACCAUGCUUUGUUUGCCAGAGAUGAUAUUUUGCAGCAGAUAUGUCAGAGUAUUGUUCUACCAAAUGUAAUGCUGAGAGACGAGGACGAAGAAUUGUUUGAAAUGAAUUAUGUCGAGUUCAUACGUAGAGAUAUGGAGGGCAGUGAUCUUGAUACGAGGAGAAGGAUUGCAUGUGAACUUCUAAAAGGUAUUGCUUCCCAGUACAAAGAGAAGGUGUCUGAAAUGGUUUCAAUCCAGAUACAGGCUUGCUUGACCUCGUUUGCUCAGAAUCCAGCUACCAAUUGGAAGCACAAGGACUGCGCCAUCUAUUUGGUUGUCUCACUUGCCACAAAAAAGGCUGGUGGUAAUUCAGUGUCCACCGACCUUGUUGAAGUUGAGAAUUUUUUUGCAUCAGUCAUUAUUCCAGAAUUACGUAGUCAAGAUAUUAAUGGAUUCCCAAUGUUAAAGGCCGGUGCAUUGAAAUUUUUCACCAUGUUUAGGAACCAGAUCUCAAAACCCACUGCAAUGACCCUAUUCCCUGAUGUUGUCAGGUUUCUGAAUUCAGAUUCCAAUGUAGUUCAUUCUUAUGCAGCUAGUUGUGUUGAGAAACUUCUUCUGGUAAAGGAGGAUGGAGCUAGAGCAAGAUAUACAUCUGCAGACAUUGGUCCAUAUCUUUUGGAGUUGAUGACCAACCUUUUUAGUGCCUUGCAGAAGCAAGAGUCAGAGGAAAAUCAAUAUGUGAUGAAGUGUAUUAUGCGGGUCCUUGGUGUUGCAGACAUUUCUAUUGAUGUUGCUUCACCCUGUAUCAAUGGGCUGACAUCGAUUCUUAACAGAGUUUGUGAGAACCCCAAAAAUCCUGUCUUUAAUCACUAUAUUUUUGAAGCUGUGGCUGUUCUUGUAAGGAGGGCCUGUGAAAAGAACUCUUCUCUUGUGUCCACCUUCGAACAAAGUCUAUUUCCCAGUCUCCAGAUGAUCUUGGCCAAAGAUGUAGCUGAGUUCUUCCCUUAUGCAUUCCAGCUGUUGUCUCAGCUUGUCGAGUUGAACAGUCCUCCCAUUCCACCACACUACAUGCAGAUCUUUGAUAUUCUCCUGUUGCCUGACUCAUGGAAAAAACCUGGAAAUGUCCCAGCUCUUGUGCGUUUACUCCAGUCUUUCCUUCAAAAAGCACCUCAUGAGCUUAAUAGAGAAGGGAGAUUGAACCAGGUUCUUGAAAUAUUCAACAAGCUUGUCACAGCUCCUAGAUCAGACGAACAAGGGUUUUAUGUGCUGAAUACAAUCAUUGAAAACCUUGGAUACGAUGUGAUUGCACCAUACAUGAGCAGUAUCUGGACUUGUUUGUUCUGGAGGCUCCAGAAUAACAAAACCACCAAGUUUGUCAAGUCUUUUGUGAUAUUUAUGUCACUUUUUCUUGUCAAGCAUGGUCCCCAAAACCUUGUAACAUCAGUUAACGCUGUUCAGGCUGGUAUAUUUCUUAUGAUUAUAGAACAGAUUUGGAUACCAACACUGAAGCUUAUAACAGGGUCUAUUGAGCUCAAGUUAGCUGCUGUUGCUUCAACUAGACUUAUAUGUGAAUCCCCAGUUUUUCUGGACCCAUCAGCUGGUAGGCAUUGGGGUAAGAUGCUAGACAGCAUAGUUACCCUUCUUUCACGACCUGAACAGGACAGAGUUGAGGAGGAACUAGAAGUCCCGGACUUUGGAGAAACAGUUGGUUACAAUGCCACAUUUGUUCAUCUAUACAAUGCUGGAAAGAAAGAGGAGGAUCCUAUAAAAGAUAUUAAAGAUCCAAAGCAGUAUCUGGUGGCAGUUUUGGCAAAUAUUUCGGUUCAGUCCCCUGGGAUAUAUCCCCAGUUGAUUAGCGAAAACCUUGAUCAGGCUAAUCAAGCUGCUUUGCUCCAGUUUUGUGGCUCCUACAAUUGCUCCAUCAUCUGAACAUUAUGAAGCAAAGGUUCUUAUAUGACAAAGAGGUGAUAAUUGCUGCUUAGCGUACCAGUUUUGUCGAGCGUACCAGGUUCUUAUAUGACAAAGAGACAUUGCUUAAUGGUAAACCAAAGUACUGUUGUUGAUUCUAAUCUAGAGGCUUCUGUUGUCACCCAUGUCCUGAAGCAUCGAGUAUCACAUGUGUAAUGGAUAUUUCUUCUUUGUGGUCAGAUUUUGUCAUGGUUUUUACCUACUGAAUGGAGUGUGGUUGAUUCUUGGUCCUGCAUUCUUUCAUGAGUGAAUGACACUUCUGCUUUAUGUUUGAUCGUGUUGUACAGCUUUUGGCUGCUAUAUCUUUCUUCGAGUCUCAUGUUCCAACUAGGACGUCAGAGGCUUUGUCAUUAAACGUUUUGAGAUGGAAGAAAAACAAUAUUCUUGUCAAGUAAUUUGAGCGGCUUAUCUUAA
Daucus carota subsp. sativus is the source of this 3564-nucleotide messenger RNA. Its product is annotated as exportin-2. The record is from RefSeq and is a predicted model, not a curated record. Bases 214 to 3111 code for a protein of 965 amino acids. Gene Ontology annotation, biological process: protein import into nucleus; protein export from nucleus. The transcript is spliced from 3 exons. Gene Ontology annotation, cellular component: cytosol; nuclear envelope. Gene Ontology annotation, molecular function: small GTPase binding; nuclear export signal receptor activity. NCBI's taxonomy places the organism in Eukaryota, Viridiplantae, Streptophyta, Magnoliopsida, Apiales, Apiaceae.